Molecule: messenger RNA, 729 nt
Organism: Aegilops tauschii subsp. strangulata
Lineage: Eukaryota; Viridiplantae; Streptophyta; Magnoliopsida; Poales; Poaceae
Source: RefSeq, a predicted model, not a curated record
UCUCCUAAGCAUGCUAUUUAACCGGACAAUGGCCAGAACUCCAUCCAGAAACCAUCAUCUCCUCAUCAACAACCUCCUUCUCAACCCGUCAUACGUACCUUGUGGAAGUAGUCUCAAGAAAGAAUGGCGCUGAAUACUAGGAAUGCAAUCGUUGCCAUUCUCCUCCUCGUCGUGAUGGUCGCGGCGGUCUCAACACCAGCGGUAACUGCCCAAGAGGACUGCUGGGACAAAUGUUUCAAGGACUGCAAGGCAAAAAUGGCAAUGGAAGUUUGCAACCAAAAGUGCAUUGACUUUUGCAUUUAUCAAGCUGGAGCCAGAGAAUAUGUUAAGAUGGCUGGCGAUAAACUCAAGGAGACCAAAACUGCCUCUCCAGAACAGGCCACUAUACUCAAGAAUCAAGCUACCACCUACUUAGAACGUGCCAAAGUCCUCAGCGAUAAAGCCGUGACCCCGUGAGUGUGAGUGCGCACUCUUUUGUCUAUCGGUGUCGCUGCUGUUAUGGUGUCUAUGGAUGUUUUACUUAUUUAUUAUUAAAUUGUCGCGGUUGCAUCCCAUAUUUUUUGGUUUCUUUCAUUUUUGUCUCUUUGUUAACAGACCGUCUUUUGUAUUAUGACGACAUGCUUGUUCCAGUGACUCCCUUUAUCUGUUUUUAUUGUCGAGAUUACUCAUGUGUAAUGGUUUUCCAUUGAUUUGGAUACAUAAUAAUAAAGAUUCUUGCUUCCUUUUUAA